AGACCUCACGUGCUUCGGAAUAUACGUAGGGGAUGCUGCACCUCUGUGGCGGUGCUUGCUUGCUUGCUUCCAGACCUAGAAGCUAGGCUUAGAACUCAUGAGGCUCUGUUUGUGUGGUUUCUGUUGGUUUCAAAUUCGCGCGUGGCAGCAAACGACAUGUGGUUCUUUACCAUGUAAGAUCGAAGGACUUUUAUAUUAAUUACGAUCAUUGUUUGGGCGGCACAUUGUCUCUUGGCUAGAUCUGAUCUGUCCGAUCUGUCUGAUAUUUGACGCUAGGAUCUGUGUGUGACGACCAGUUCCCAUGGUAUAACUUGUUUGCGAAGCCCAAGAUUCGAUUUCCAUUGCUCAAUGAGGGUUAUAAUCUCAACACAAUGUAUCGAUCGGUUCCGGAACCCCGUUCCCAUCCCCAAACACGAUCCGUCCGAGAUCUCUGAUCCGAGAAACACGAUCAAAGAUGCCAUGCCAGAUGCCAUGCAGACGACGGAGAGUAUACGGAUAACUCGAAUCGUAGCGCGCCCCCGACCCGGGCAUCCGAGCCACAGUCCCCCCGCUGCUUCGGCCGCAAAACUUAGUCCAUUUGAUGGGACACCCGAAACUUUCUUCUUCGUCUUCAACACGGACACUGGCAGGCAGCAAAGAAAGAAAAGGAGGUGCCUGCUACUCAAUUCAGCUUCGACUGCCCACAAUCUUUUCGCCAAGAUGACGGAAAAAGUUGCUUCGGCGCAAGCCCGACUACCAAGCCAGUUUUGUUCCCCCAUCACCUUCCCACCCCCCAUGCUAGUGGCGGCGCUAGGCAGGUUCGCUAAACCUCAUUGUUCUCGGCGGCACCACACGCUGGCGCCACUUUUGUUCCCGUUAAGCACGUAUCCUCCCGGCACGGGGUAGGCAAGGUAGGGUAGUUUUGGGGACGACUGGGGUGUGUGUGUGUGUGAGGUGAUGGUAGUGGCGGCGGCGGCGACGGUGGUGGUCGGGUCUGUUAUAUGGUCUACGGGGACCCGGCCUCUCGG
Colletotrichum phormii is the source of this 1007-nucleotide messenger RNA. RefSeq lists its product as uncharacterized. The coding region runs from base 349 to 885 and encodes 178 amino acids. The transcript has 2 exons. The record is from RefSeq and is a predicted model, not a curated record. Lineage: Eukaryota; Fungi; Ascomycota; Sordariomycetes; Glomerellales; Glomerellaceae.